Messenger RNA from Dreissena polymorpha, 569 nucleotides. RefSeq names its product eggshell protein 2A-like. The transcript has 4 exons. The coding region runs from base 252 to 569 and encodes 105 amino acids. NCBI's taxonomy places the organism in Eukaryota, Metazoa, Mollusca, Bivalvia, Myida, Dreissenidae. The record is from RefSeq and is a predicted model, not a curated record.
AAGCAUUUUCACUUUAGAGAAAAAGUAUGGACUCUCCACGAAUACCAUUCUAGGAUCUUCGCAACAUUCCGCGUCACAGCAAAAUUUGGAACAAACCACAAAAGAACCAACCACUUCAGCAUCCGGUAUGAGCUCUUCAAGCGGCAACGGGCUCUCAUCAUCCGGGAGCGGUCACGGCGCAAGUGCUGGAAGAGACUCUUGGGGAUCUGGUUCAGGAACCGGACGCAGUGGCGGGGGUGGUGAUCCCUGAAAUGCAGCGUCGGUUGGAGACAGUGACGGGAGCGCUUCAGUUGGCGGGAUGGACGCAUGAGGAGCUAUUAACGUCUUCUAGUUGUUUCGGGCCGAUGUGUCCGGGAAGCGGAGGCGGCAUCAACCCGAUGUUUCCGGUAGUCAGUGGAAGCGGUAAUGGCGGCUGCACGGGCCCGUUCUGUAUGGGCGCCGGAAAUGGCGGCAGUGGAGGAGCCAGAAGUGGCGGUGGGAUGAUGGGCGGAUCCAGGGGAGUGAGCGGUUACAACAACAAGUGCGUGGGACCGGAGUGCUCGGCAAAAGUGGGACAAAGAUUUAACUGA